Molecule: messenger RNA, 623 nt
Organism: Phytomonas sp. EM1
Lineage: Eukaryota; Euglenozoa; Kinetoplastea; Trypanosomatida; Trypanosomatidae
Source: the annotation of a GenBank genome assembly
GAGAAUUUCCUUUACCACAGUUAUAGUUAUACACAACGUUAGCCCUUUGCGACUAAAGCCUUUAUCAACACAGCAACUUACAACAAGCCGUUUACUACUUUUUUCUGCAAAUGAAGAUUUACUGCGAUAUUCUCACCAACGCCGAGGUCGUUUGUGACAACGACGUUCCCUUGAAGGUUGAAGAUGAUGUCGUGUACGUUGUUGAGGGCCGAUAUGUUGAGAUAGGUGGCGAGGACUAUGGUAUCUCAGCGAAUGUAGACGAAGACGCGGCUGAAGGUGCCACCGGCGAGACUGCCGAUGGCAAGCAACGCGUGGUGGAUGUGAUACACAACAACCGGUAUACUGAGACGGGCUACGAUAAGGCAUCGUACAUGGCUCACAUCCGCGCCUACAUGAAGAAGCUUCUGGAACAUAUCGAAAGUGAAGACGCUAAGAAGGCUUUCCAGACUAAUGCUGCCAACUUUGUCAAGAAGGUGCUGAAGGAGAUUGACGAGUACCAAUUCUUCAUCCCGGAGGGUAACGACGAAGACCCUGAUUCGGGCAUGAUCGUGCUCUGCCGUUGGGAUGGUGAGACUCCCAAGUUCUACUACUGGAAGGAUGGCCUCAAGGGCAUGCGUGUAUAG